AUGUUCUCUCAGAAGGUUGCCCAGCAGUCGCUGCGACGGCUUGCCGUCCAGCAGCCGUUCGCUAUGCGGUCCAUGAUGGGCGCUUCCCCUGUCGCCGUUGCCCUCGGCAAGAACAUGCAGACUCGACAAGUUACUUCGACCCCAAACACCGAGGACCCCAACCAGAUCCUCAUUAAGCAGCGUCUUGCCCGCCCUGUCGCCCCUCACCUUACCAUCUACAAGCCCCAGAUCGGCUGGAUCGGCAGUUCUCUGCACCGUAUCAGCGGCGUCGCUCUCUCCGGCACCCUGUACCUUUGGGCUACUGCCUACCUCGUCUCCCCCGCUCUCGGUUGGCACCUCGAAUCAGCCUCCAUGGUCGCUGCCAUGGGUGCUCUCCCUCUCGCGGCCAAGGUCCUUCUCAAGACCACCCUUGCCCUGCCUUUCACCUACCACGGCAUGAACGGUCUCCGCCACUUGAUGUGGGAUCUCGGCCGUGGCCUCACAAACCCUGUCAUUAUUAAGACCGGAUGGGCUGUUGUUGGCCUCAGCGUUGCUAGUGCCGUUGGUCUUGCUCUUAUUUAA
Messenger RNA from Penicillium robsamsonii, 561 nucleotides. RefSeq lists its product as uncharacterized. Lineage: Eukaryota; Fungi; Ascomycota; Eurotiomycetes; Eurotiales; Aspergillaceae. Gene Ontology annotation, molecular function: succinate dehydrogenase activity; electron transfer activity. The transcript has 3 exons. Gene Ontology annotation, cellular component: membrane. Bases 1 to 561 code for a protein of 186 amino acids. The record is from RefSeq and is a predicted model, not a curated record. Gene Ontology annotation, biological process: mitochondrial electron transport, succinate to ubiquinone; tricarboxylic acid cycle.